Molecule: messenger RNA, 737 nt
Organism: Calidris pugnax (ruff)
Lineage: Eukaryota; Metazoa; Chordata; Aves; Charadriiformes; Scolopacidae
Product: natriuretic peptides B-like
Exons: 4
Coding region: 190-612 (140 amino acids)
Biological process (GO): receptor guanylyl cyclase signaling pathway; negative regulation of systemic arterial blood pressure; neuropeptide signaling pathway
Cellular component (GO): extracellular region; cytoplasm; nucleus
Molecular function (GO): hormone activity; hormone receptor binding
Source: RefSeq, a predicted model, not a curated record
GUAACCAGUUCCCUUAUCGAAGCUGGUGGGCAGAGUGUGGCACUCCGGCUCCUGCGGGGAUCUGGCAGGAGGCAGCUGAGCUCCCUCCGGGCAGAGAGUGGGGAUAUAAGGAGAGGCAUCCAUGGGCAAAGCAGCGACACGGUGCCGAGCUGGGUUGGGAUAGGACAGGACAGGACAGGAUAGGAUAGGAUGCAGCUCCCGGGUCUGUGCUGCGGGGCCUCGCUGCUGCUGCUUGUCCUGCCGUGGGCAGCCCCGCAGCCGGCGGGCGGCGAGCACGGUGCGGAGCUGCGGUCCCUGCAGGACCUGCUGGAGGCGCUGGGGCAGCUCCGGGAGGAGGAAGGGGAACCGGGCCUGGCAGACGAGCCGGUGACCGAGGACGACGGCCCCGAGUGGGACCUGCCGGGGGCGGAGCGCGGCCCGCACGGCCCGGGCCCCGCGCCCAGCGCUCUCCCGCCGGCGGAGGGGCAGGACCAGUGGAGGAGCCUCCUCUCCUCCUACAGACGGAGGCGCUUCUCCGGCUGCUUUGGGAUGAGGAUGGAGAGGAUCGGCGCGCAGACGGGGCUGGGAUGCAGCCAGCACAAAGCCCGUUUCUGGAGAAGAGGGAGAAGCUGAAGCCGGGACCGGCUCCCAAGCGCCUCCUGAGCCUCCAGGCCGGCGUCCAGCAGCAGCCAGGCAGGGUCCCCCCGGAGCCCCCGCGGGGGUGGGGUGUGCACCAAUAAACUUUUGUACAAAGCCUC